This is a messenger RNA of Trichoderma virens Gv29-8, 1080 nucleotides long. RefSeq lists its product as uncharacterized. The transcript is spliced from 4 exons. The record is from RefSeq and is a predicted model, not a curated record. The coding region runs from base 1 to 1080 and encodes 359 amino acids. Gene Ontology annotation, cellular component: membrane. Lineage: Eukaryota; Fungi; Ascomycota; Sordariomycetes; Hypocreales; Hypocreaceae.
AUGGCUCUGCCCCAGGUCAAAUCCCUGCAGGACUGCGUCGACUACUCAAAGGUCGUUGAGCCUUUCCUGCCGCAGCUCUACCAGCUACCCCACCAGAUCUGGGAGAGCCUCGACAGCCUCGACGCCCUGAGAGAGCUCUAUGUCACGACGAAUCCCCUUGUCUCGGGCUUUGCCGCCUCUCUUGCUGUUGGACUUCUCGUCUUGAUUGUGUCCGAGAUCAAUCGCAACUAUUCUCAGGUCGACCGGCUGUGGAGCAUCCUGCCCAACCUGUAUGUUGUCCACAUCGCGCUCUGGGCACGUGUGGCUGGGCUGCCGCACGAUCGAAUAGAUUUGGUUGCUCUCUUUACGACCAUAUGGAGUAUUCGAUUGACGUAUAACUAUUGGAGACGUGGUGGCUACAACAUUGGCUCCGAAGACUACAGAUGGAUGAUCGUCAAGGCCCAACUCAACUCGGUCGUCUGGUUCAUCUUCAACGUCACCUUCAUUUCGUUUAUCCAGAGCAUUCUCCUGUACCUUUUCUCUUGUGUGCCGGCAUAUGUCAUCCUACUCUCGUCCCAGUUUGAGCCUGGGAUUCAGGCGAUUGAUUUAGUCUUCUUCAGUGUUGAGAUUCUUCUCGUCCUAAGUGAAUGGAUAAGUGAUGGCCAACAGUGGGCUUAUCAAACCGCAAAAUACAAAUACAAGAACACUGGGAAACUUACCAGUGGAUAUACACCCGCUGAGCUGGAUAGGGGCUUCAUCGCAACUGGUCUCUGGGCAUAUAGCCGACACCCCAACUUCUUUGCUGAACAAACCAUCUGGUUCAUGCUCUACCAAUGGAGCUGCUUCGCCACUAACACCCCAUACAGCUGGGCUGGCAUCGGCGCUGUCCUCUUGGUCUUGCUCUUUCAAGGCUCCACCAACCUUACUGAAAAUAUUACUUCGGGCAAAUAUCCGGAGUACAAAGCCUAUCAAGCGCAUGUCGGCAUGUUCAUUCCCAAGACGCUGAUUCCGUAUACGACUCCUGGGCCGAAAAUCAUCAGGUCGAGCGAGUUGGUUAAGCGUGCUGAGCAAAAGCAGAAGCAUAAGAAGAAGCAAGGCUGA